GCUGAUUGUGAGCAUUAAUUGCUAAACGGAUCCAAUUUGAGGAACAUGCUGACUUCUACGUGGGCAGUUUCUUUGGUGGCCUGCAUUGUUCUGGUGGCCCUGUACAAGGCCACACAGGCCACGGUUUACUACGUCAAGUGGAUCGGGUUCGUGCUCCUCUUCUCACUUUUGGCGUUGGUCUCAAUUCCAAUAAAUAUUUUGAAGGGAGGGAGACGACCAGACGGGACGAAUGUGUUAGGUUUCAUCCCAGCCAUUCGAGUCAUAUCGUGGAUCGUGGGAGUCGAGUGGGUAAUUGAAGGAAGGGAGCGUCUCGCCAAAAAUGGGGGUUGCGUCGUAGUAGCAAAUCAUCAGAGUGCAUUGGACUCGCUAUUAAUCGCCGAACUAUGGCCGACAAUGAGGAAGACAAGCGUUCUCGUGAAGAAGAGCAUCUUGUGGGUGUUUCCGUUCGGAAUUGGGGUGUGGUUAGCCGGCUACAUUUUUAUUGACCGUAGUAGCGCUGCAAGUUGUCGGGAAGGCAUGAAGGAGGCGGGACAAGUAAUGACAAAAACCGGAACAAAAAUCUGGAUAUUUCCGGAAGGAACUAGAUCAAAAAAGGGGGAACUGCAAGUAUUCAAGAGGGGAGCAUUCAAACUCGCCUUGGAAAAUAAAGUACCAAUAAUUCCCGUAGUUAUCGGACCCUACACUUUUAUCCGGGACGAGGAUAAGUGGUUUGGUCGAGGAAGAGUACACGUCUCUAUCUUACCAGCAGUUGAGACUGGAAGUUAUCAAAGAAAGGACGGGACACUGGAAAUUGAUAAGUUGUCCGAUAACGUGCGAGAUAAGAUGAACUUGGCUUUUGCCCAGUUAACAAAACAGUUCGAUCCGUUAAAUUGCAAUAAUAAUAAUAACAAUAAUAAAUGAACAGGAGAUUCACGAUUGAAAUGAAAA
Messenger RNA from Folsomia candida, 927 nucleotides. RefSeq names its product 1-acyl-sn-glycerol-3-phosphate acyltransferase beta. Bases 46 to 900 code for a protein of 284 amino acids. Gene Ontology annotation, cellular component: endoplasmic reticulum; membrane. Gene Ontology annotation, molecular function: 1-acylglycerol-3-phosphate O-acyltransferase activity. Gene Ontology annotation, biological process: phosphatidic acid biosynthetic process. The transcript is spliced from 5 exons. NCBI's taxonomy places the organism in Eukaryota, Metazoa, Arthropoda, Collembola, Entomobryomorpha, Isotomidae. The record is from RefSeq and is a predicted model, not a curated record.